This is a messenger RNA of Fonticula alba, 2568 nucleotides long. RefSeq lists its product as hypothetical. Gene Ontology annotation, cellular component: AP-3 adaptor complex; membrane coat. Bases 1 to 2568 code for a protein of 855 amino acids. Lineage: Eukaryota; Rotosphaerida; Fonticulaceae. Gene Ontology annotation, biological process: vesicle-mediated transport; intracellular protein transport. The transcript has 7 exons. The record is from RefSeq and is a predicted model, not a curated record.
AUGGCCUGCCAGCGCACACGCUCUGCCGCCGGGGAUCAUCCUCCACGCAGCUCCGUCAUUGCAGCCUUCUUGCGCAUCUGCCCCGAGCGCCUGGACCUGCUGCAUCCCCAUUUCCGCCGGCUCUGCCUGACGCUCAUCGACGUCGAUGAGUGGGGCCAGGUGUACAUCAUUGACCUGCUGAUGCGCUACUCGCGUGUGUACUUCCCGAAGCCGCACAUGCCGGAGAUGGCCAAGACUCCCCUGGCGAAGCCCAAGCGCGCGGCCACGGCCAACGAUAGCGACGACAGCCAGGAUGAUGAUGCCUCGUCCAGCGAUGACGAUGCCUUUGCCAUGCCGGCUGGCGCGGCCGGCACCGUCGCGGCCAUCGUCGACCCGGAUCUGCGGCUCCUGCUCGACAGCCUCACCCCGCUGUUGAACAGCCGCAACGCCGCCGUCAUCCAAUCGGUGGCUUCCCUGUACCACCAUGUGGCGCCGGAGAAUGAGGUUGGCCGUGCGGCGCGUGCCCUGACCCGCCUGCUGUCCGGCCCGCGGGAGACCCUUUUCAGCAUCCUGCAGACGAUCAAAUCCCUGGCGGCCAUCCGGCCAGAGCCCUUCGAGCCGCACAUCCGGCGAUUCUUUGUUCGCCAUGACGAGCCGCUCUUCAUCCGUCGCUUGCGCCUGGAGGUGCUGGCCUCGGUGACCAGCUCGCGCACCAUCAACAUCGUCUUGCAUGAGCUGCAGCUCAUGGCCCGCGGUCGCGACGCGGCGGUCUUCUUCCCGGAUGUCGUGAAGAAUGUCAUCUCCCAGAACUUCCAGGUCCGCAAGCUGGUGUACAUCUACCUCCUCCGAUACGCCGAGCAGGAGCCCGACCUGGCUCUCCUGUCGGUGAACUCCUUCCAGAAGGACCUCGACGACUCGAACCAUGUCAUCCGCGCGCUGGCCCUGCGUGUUCUGUCCAGUAUCCGGGUCGAGGUCAUCGUGCCGAUCGUCCUGUUGGCCGUCAAGAAACGCAUCACCGACAUGAGCCCGCACGUCCGCAAGGCUGCUGCUCAUGCCCUGCCCAAGCUUUACUCGCUCGAUCCGGGCCAGAAGGAUGAGCUGAUUGAUGUUCUCACUCGCAUGCUGUCAGACCGCUCUACCCAAGUCAUUGCCCAGCCCGAGGGCCGGGCCCGGUCCUUGCGGCAGCUGGCCAAGCUUCUGUACCGCCCGGCGCCGGAAGAUCAGGCCCCCGCGGCUCCGCCCCAGCUGUCGCCCGUCUCUCGGGCGGCGCUGUACUGGCUGAUUGGGACAUUCGCCGAGGAUGUGCCGCGCGUGGCUCCGGAUGUCUUCCGCUGCGCGGUCAUCGCCUUCCCGGCCGAGGACACCGAUGCCCAUGUGCGCCUGCUGACCCUGGUCCUGGGAGCCAAGCUCCUGGCCCGGUGCCACGGCGAUGCCACGGCCACCACGGCGCCGCUCUUCACGCCCAAGGUGUCGUCUCGCAUCCGGGGCCUCUUCGCGCACCUGCUCACCCUGGCCCGGUAUGAUGUGUCGUACGAUGUGCGCGACCGGGCGCGCUUCCUGCAGGCCCUGCUGAAUGCCUGCCCCGUGGACGCGCCGAUGGCCAACGGCGACAAUGGCGAGCAUCCGCUCCAUCUGAAGGUCGACCCGACGGCUCUGCAGCCGGCGGCCGUGCUGGCGCGCAUCAUGCUAGCCGCGCCCGGGGCGACCCGCGCCGGGUCUGGGGCCAGCCCGCUGCCGGGCGAGUCGCCAGACGUCGCGGCCCUGGCCCGGGCCCUGCAGGACGUCUCCCUCAAUGACGAUGGCAGCCUCUCGGCCGAGGUGGCUGCUGCCGGGCUGGUUCUCGGGUCUCUGUCGCGCCUGGUUGGCCACCGCGUGACCGGGUACCUGCCGCUGCCGAACUGGCCGACUUCGCCGCCGCCGCCGUCCUCGGUGCGUGAUGUGCUGGUCCCGACCGGCCCGGCUAUGGGCGGGGAAGUGGUCAACAACCUGACUGGCAUGGGUUCCGGGCCGGUGGGGGCGCGUGGCGGCUCGGGCCUGCGCGCCGGGGCCACUGCCCCGGCUGGUCUCCACCCUGCGGUCAAGGCGGCCGCCCGCAAGGCCCCCAUCCGCCAUGAUCAGUCGGCUCUCGACGCCUUCCUGGCCUCCUCUUCAGAUGAGUAUGACACCGAGGAGGAUGACGAGGAGGAGUCCGAUGGCUAUGAUUCCGAGGAGUCCGAUGGCUAUGAUUCCGAGGAGUCCGAUGGCUAUGAUUCCGAGGAGUCCGAUGGCUAUGAUUCCGAGGAGUCUGAUGGCUACGACUCCGACGAUGAGGAGGACGAGUCCGACGAUGAGGAGGGUGACAACCUCCUGGACUUGAGCGCCCCGGCCGCCGGGGCCAACCAUCGGGACUACUUCGCCAUGUCCAGCGAGGGGGAGUCCGGCUCGGAGUAUGACGACGAGUCCGAUGGCCAGGGCCAUGCCCAGGCGUCGCACUGGGGCAACGGCUCCGACGAGGGCUCCUACGAUGAGGAGGAGUCUGAUGAGGGCUCUUACGAUGAGGAGGAGUCCGACGAGGAGUCUGAGGAGGAGUCCGACGAGGAGGAGGAGUAG